Molecule: messenger RNA, 867 nt
Organism: Cucumis melo (muskmelon)
Lineage: Eukaryota; Viridiplantae; Streptophyta; Magnoliopsida; Cucurbitales; Cucurbitaceae
Product: probable membrane-associated kinase regulator 4
Exons: 1
Coding region: 1-867 (288 amino acids)
Cellular component (GO): plasma membrane
Molecular function (GO): kinase inhibitor activity
Source: RefSeq, a predicted model, not a curated record
AUGGCCAUUGGACAAUUCUCAUAUACUUAUACUGAGGAUUAUAUAGAAAUGGAUAUAAGUUCCUCUUCCAAUUUCUGUUAUUCUUUGAACUCUCCGCCUCAAGCAAGAGAGUUUGAGUUUCAAAUGAAUGCGGUCUCUCUUGAUAGAGAAACCACCAUUUCCCCCGCUGAUGAGCUUUUCUACAAGGGAAAGCUUCUUCCCCUUCAUCUCCCACCUCGCAUUCAAAUGGUUCAAAAGCUCAUCCAAAACUCCAAUGCUCACCACGAAACUGAACCUCACUUUGGAGAAAACUUCCAAAUCUCCUUCAUCUCUAGCUCUUCUGCUUCCUCGGCUAAUGCAAGUAUUUACACCCCUCGUAAGUCCUUUAAUUUUUCGCCUGCCGAAUCUUGCAGGUUCAGUUUUGAGCUAAAACCUGUUGAGCAUUGGAUAAAUACUGAAAUGGGAGGCCACCAAAAGCUGAGACAGCAUAAGCACUCCUCUUUAUUUCAGAAACUUAAGGCCUCGCGAGCAUAUAUCUGGUCCCUUUUCAAUAAGUCUGCCUGUACAGAUGAAUCUUGUGCAAAACUAGCAGAAAAUAGGCCAAAAAGAAAAGAAUUAAGCUUUAAAAAAGACCAUUUUACAGCUACAUUAGUUGACAAAAACAAAGUUAGCAACCAGAGGAGAGCCCCAUUCUCUGCAAUUAAACCUUCUUGUCCUUCUUCACUAUCUUCUUCUGGUUCUUCUUCUUCAUCUUCCUCAUUUUCUUUGAGUUCAUCGAGUGGUAUGUUUGAUCCACAAAUACUCAAGAGAUGCAACAGUUCAAGUUCGGAGAUGGCGCGUUCCAUCGAAGGAGCUAUAGCUCACUGUAAGCAUUCUCAUUGUCUAUAA